Molecule: messenger RNA, 7736 nt
Organism: Xyrichtys novacula (pearly razorfish)
Lineage: Eukaryota; Metazoa; Chordata; Actinopteri; Labriformes; Labridae
Source: the annotation of a GenBank genome assembly
UCUCACCAUGCAUCAGGAUUCCAGUAACUGACUAAAAGACAGCUGGAGGUUUCUCCAGAAAUCUGAGCCACACACACAUUGAGGGAAAAAAAUUGAGCAAGAACCUGAAGAGGCCGUAUUUUCGGUAAGUUUGUUACUGCUGUCAGCCACCCUGUUUACACUCUUGUUGUUACCAUGAGCCCAUGUGACAGAAAGGGGAGGGCACGGGGGUCCAGAGUGAUAGAAAAGGAGUCAGACACAAGAAUGUGAGGAGAGAAUGAAAGAAGUGUUGUGGGUGAGGACAGAGAAGCUGCAGAGGUUGGUCCCAAAAUAAGGUAAGAAAUAGCCUUUAUUACUUUGCCUAUCAUCACGACAUAUCUUUACUUCUUUAUUAUCAUCAGGAACCUUCCAUCAUGAAAUCCAAAUAUGACGUAAAGGUCUGCUGUGUCUUGGUGUGUUUGUCCAGUUGUGAUUUCAUUUAAAUACAAUCCAAAAAACAAGGAAAAUCAUGGCUGUCUUUAACCUGAAUGAUACUAUUGAAAUUAUUUUGCCUUCCUAUUACUUUCUUAUUUGCGAUCUCACUUCAAAAACAAUUCAAAAUAAACACAGAAUGAUUCCCUUUGCAUUUUAAUGUCACUUGUUCGUCAUCUGUUAUGAAUAUGCAGCAUUUUAAAUGGGCACCUGGUAAAGGUUGAGCACAUAACAAUUAUCAAAGAUGCAAAAGCUAUUACAUUAACAGAGAAAAUUCACACACUUAGACUCAGAUGUUGUGAGUUCUCUAAAUAUUAAAAAGAAAAACAAAACAAAUUUUGAGAACUAGGGUGAAUCCAUGUUGUCUAAAUCUGCAUGCCUAAACAGCUGCCUCUGUCUUCUUACUUGCUGAUCAAUUAUAAAAGCUGGACUGCAGCUGAAGACUGUGAAGCUGAUAGUGUUUUGUUUACCAAUCAGUAAUGAUCAAUUAUGUCAUGUCUUGUGCUUGACACUUUGCUCCAAGCUUCAAGUGAUAUGGAUGCAUCCUGUUCUGAGAUAUGCCAUUGAAAUGAAUGAAUAGCAGAUUAUACAGUAACAUAUUAUUGAAAGCAGUGAAGAGAAAAGUACGCUCUGGUCCUCUAGUUUCCAGAGGGAAUAACGCGCUGAACUGCAUUUCAGUUCUGUUUUAGUUACCUUAUAACGGAUAUUAACAACCACUUUUGACAAUAUUUACUAUCAGCAUCACGCAGCUUCAGCACAGACAUCCCAGGACCAGCAAAGUGCCUCUUCAAGUUAAUAAGUGAGAGGCACUUGGCAACAAGGGCUCAUCUGGUUGUGUAAGCCGACUGAUGUGAAAAUGAAAACAUAUGGUGCUGCCUUCAUACUGUGGUGUGUUGCAACUAUGGGUUUUCCCAGUGAUCCUAUGUUAAAUUUUUAAAACCAUUUUAGGCUUUCAUGCUUAACUCAACAAGAGAUCAGUAUAGUGAACACAGAAGAUAACUUUAGAAGGUAUUACAGGAUAGGUAAACGAAAUAACAUUUAGUUAAAAGCCAGACUGAAAAGGUAGAUCUUGAAUUAAGUUUGCUUUUAAAAUUAUGGAUUUGCUGUGCCACCAUCAAGUCUUAAGUUAGGCUGCUCCACACACAUGGGCCGUAAUAAAAAAAAAAAAAGCUGCCUCACUUUGCACAGUAAGAAAGACCUAAGGGUUUCUCACGGGCUUGAAUGAUAAAAGCAAAUCUAAUAAAUAAGCUGAAGUUAGACCGUUUAGAGUUUUACAAACCACUAGAAGAAUCUUUAAAUUAACUCUAAAAGAUACUGGACACCAAUGCAGAGAUUUAAAGUGGUCUGUGUCAAAUAUUUCUCAAAGAUUUUUGAUCUGCAGACAUGGCUUUAAAGAAAGAACUUUGAGCUUUGUAUGCAGUUUUUUUUAGCUAAAAUACAGAUGGGGUGUUUCAGUUUAAUCACUAGGUCAGCACAGCGCCUCACUGUGUACAAUUAUGAUGAAAAUACCAAAUAGUGGGGGGCCUUAGGGAUAUUUUCGUUCACUUUUGUCUAAAAGUGCCAAAUUUGGCACAGGUGUAGCUCAGGGCAUACUUAAAUGAUUUAGUGUGUUUUGACAAUUAAAAAUGUGUUGGAAUGCUCUUUUUUUUAUUUUUGGGUGUGUCUAGACCCUUAAUUUGCAUAGUUCCAAGUGGCGUUUUGCUAAUCUGAAGACAUUGGACGUAACUUGGCCAUUGUUAUGAGUAAAACCUGGUGCAAACGGUCUAAUUCAACUAAUUCUGACAUGCAUGAUUCCUUUCUGAUGUUUAUAUGAAAUGUCAGGGGUGGGGGGGGUGGGGUCGGCUGUGGUUGUGACAUUUUGAAGACAUUGGUUUCGCUUAAACGUCAUAGGUGGUGAAAACAUGCUGCCGAAGAUUAGUAGGAAGAACAAUGCCGUCUUCAUUGUGCUGUUUACACACUGCACGUGCCAGUGACAGCUUCACCUCCAUGACUCGUUUAUACGACACUGAGAACCCUUGUAAAUGAGCUUCAUUAAUUUCAUUUUUACGGCAUCCAUUGCCAUGGAGUUUGAGGCCCUGAUAGAGUGGAAAGGGUGGUUCUCAAUCUUUGCUGUGGCGUAUUGUGUCCGUCUUUCAGGCAUGAUGGGUGCCGCCAUAUGCAUUGUAAUGUUGACACUGGACGAUGAGACAUGCUAUUUUUGAUCUCGGCUUCAGGUUGUCAUCUUCUGUAUUAUCCUCAUAGGCUUUGAGGAGUCCUGGUCCUUGAAGGACAAUGUCAUUGAAUACUCUUAAAGGUUCAGGAACAGAUGAGACAGUUGGAAGGUAAGGUGCCAUCAAAUUUGUGUCCUGGUUGUAAACAAUACUUGUGUAAAACCAAGGCAGCCCUUGUCAACAAAAGUGCCUCAUCUUGAUCAAUCUGGUUGGAAUCAUGGCCUCUAGCUACACUGUCUGCCACUUUUUGCUUGUGUUACGACCCAGCCUAGGGUUAUGCUGGACGUAACAUAAAGUGCUCCCUCCUUUGCCCCAACUCCCCAAGAAAACCAACAAGCAACCAGAAUUAGCAGUCUUAAAUUAAUUUAUUGUUAAACAUAAAUCGUAGUCAACUUCAGGGUGGGCACAGGCCAAAAGAACCAACAAAACCUCUUAUUUAAAACUACCUUACCUCAGAAACAAAAGUGUAGUAAAUAAAAUACAGGGGGUCUUACCUGCCUCCCUACCCAAAACACGAGAAAAGUCUGAAAUGAAAUAGCUGCCCACCCCUACCUACCAGACUGCUCUUAAAACAACUUAAACAAUUUGUCAUGAAGACAAAUCAAAAUUCACAAAGCUUUCCACUAUUUCAACACAAAAGAGCCUCCACGAAACACAGGUCUGGCUGGGAGUUGAGACCAAGGAAAUGAGAGAGAGAGCUCCUCCAGCAGUCACCCUUUUAACAGCUUCCCUCCUCAGCUGCUGUCCAAUCAGGCCAGAGUCCUCUCCUGAAAAAUAAAACAGACAGGAACAGCACCUACCACAGGUAGGGAGGGUUACCCACAAACAAAAUGUGCUGCUGAAAAAAGAAACAGGAAACAUAUGACCCCAGGUCAUAACACUUGCAAUGUACGUCUCCCUCCCUUUCUGGUGUUCACUCCAGUCAGGCAGAAAAGAGAGGAGAUGUGUCUUGAAUCUUGUUGUGUGAGGUUCAUUAUAACAACAGACAUGCCUACGUUCAUUCAUAAGGGUUCUAUAGAGUUGCCUUAAAUUUGAAAUUGUGAAGGAGCAAUCUGAAUCCUCAACUAGGGCAAAAAUUUGCGCUAUAUUCAGAGGGUCAAAGGUUUCCCUGGAUUUACUGGUAGACGCUUCUUCUGAUAUGCUGGAAGAUGUUUUAUGUUGUGCAACUUGUGCUGCAUAUCUCAAGUUCAGAUAACAUUUGGUAUGAUAGUACACAUCUGCUGCGUGCACAUCGGACGCUUAAGUAACUAAUCUCCCAAGAAUUUCUAAAUUUUACAGAGAAUUAAAACAGAAACCGAUAUUAUUAUGUGUGUGUGUGUGUGUGUGUGUGUGUGUGUGUGUGGGGGGGGGGGGGGGGGGGGAUAUAUCUUUAAGAUACAGCUUUACAUUCUAUCUGUGUGAAAAGAUAUGUGCAAUACAUUUUGGUGGAUAAUGGCUAAAAAAAAACUAAAAUAGUUUGCCAAAAGUAUCAAAAGUUAAGGGACACUUAAUUUUUACAUAGCCGCCAUCUUGGAAAUAUGCUAAUUAGGUGUCCAGACACACCCAAUCAUAAAGAUGAACCCAACAAAAAACAUGAAAUAGACACCAAGUUUGGAUUUGUAGCUCAUCUGGUUUAAAUGUAGAGGCAAAAGCGUGUUCAAGUGGUGGCCAUAUUGGACCAGCUGCUGUGGCAACCCCAGAGGUCACCGGCGCGGGCGCCUCAGCCAGAUCAUUUAAGUAUGCCCUAAGCUACACCUGUGCCAUAUUUGGCGCUUUUAGACAAAAGUGAACGAACACACCCUAAAAUCUCCCUAAAGCCCCCCACUAAAAAUUAUAAAGUUCUAUGGCCUGCCUGAUCCAAUAUUGAUCCAAUACUUCGUCCUUAUGCCUCCAGAGUGCUAUUGUUGUUUAAAAAUACUCCUUCUCUUAUCACAUUGAGCCUGGGCACUGCAGUAUGUUUUUCGAACGUCCUACGCACAGUAUUCUGCUCCAGUAAAUACUCACUGAGUCCCCUGCUGAAAAUGGUCCCAGAAAAAUACAGUGUUAAGUCUUUUUAGGAGCUGCUUUCAUAAAUACAGAGCCAUGUUGUUUUACAAAUUAUUCAUCCCCUUUUUUUUUUUUUAAAUCAUAUGAAUUAUUUUUCAGACUCUCAGAGAUAUAGUAACUCAUUGAUGCCGUCAGUUAUUCAUUAGACUUAAAGAUAAGAGAAUUACAGAACAUUUGCAGUUAUAACUUCUGAUUUCUUUUGUACGAACUGAGUUGUCAAAAACUGUUCAUACCAGGGGAUUUAUAAGUGAACUAAAGCUGUAAAAACUAUCACCAAAUAAGCCAAAAAUAACAUUUUAAAAGAUCCAGAAAGCUUAAAUGACCAAGCCACCAAGCCACUUUUAUUUCAAACUUUAAACUUUGCUUUGUGUAACAGGAGGAAGCUGCAACACUGUGAACACCAUGAACGUGACAGCUGUCUACGAUGGAAUAACCUACCCCUACAAUGUGUCCAACACCACUGACAACGGAGGCCUGGCCCUCCUGAGCAUCCCCCCUUUAAUCAACAACAUCGUCAACAUCCUGACCAUGGCCUGCCUCUUCAUCAUCAUGAUAUCUCUGGGCUGCACGAUGGAAGUUUCCAAAAUAAAAGCCCACUGCCUCAAGCCGAAAGGUGUAGCCAUUGCACUGGUGGCCCAGUUUGGCAUCAUGCCGCUGACUGCUUUCAUUUUAGCCAAAUCAUUUCAGAUGCAGUCUUACAGAGCUGUGACUGUGCUAAUCUGUGGAUGCUGCCCAGGAGGGUCCUUGUCAAACAUUUUUGCCUUAGCUGUUCAGGGAGACAUGAACCUCAGGUGAACCCUCACUGAUACAGUGAUUCUGUCUUUUUGGGAGAAUAUGAGUCUCCCUAAAUGUGUUAGCAGAGUUUGUUACCAUACCACAGACAGUUAUCAUUUUUCUGCAAAAUGAGAGUUUAUUGCAUGCAUUUAGAUUUAAGUCUAAUGGUGUCUUUUCUCUUCUUUUAGCAUUGUAAUGACCACUUUCUCCAGUGUUGCUGCCCUGGGUAUGAUGCCUCUACUGCUCUUUAUCUACUGCCAAGGCUUCCCCAGUCUGAAAAAUGCUGUACCCUACCUCGGCAUUAUCAGUGCUCUCAUCUUUACACUGGUGCCCUGUGCCAUCGGCAUUGCCAUCAAUCACUACAGACCAAAGUAUACACCAAUUAUCAAAAAAGUGAGACUCCUUACCAUUUAUCUAAUCCUUUUUGUAGUUUAUGUAUUUAUUUUUAUUUUUAUUUUUUAAUGGGAUGUAAUGUUUGGCAAACGUGUGGCCUCUGCUCUAGUGUUCCAGUAAGUCACGAUAGUGUGAGGGUAUCACUACUGUAACACUUGUGUCUUCCAAAAAGGGCUUACUGUACGCUUCAUGUUGGGAUACUGAGGUUUAAAUGGCAAUAACUUGUAACAUAUUUGUUGUUUUUAAUCUGACAGGGUGGUUUGAGCUUACUGCUGAUCUGUACCAUCAUAUUGUUCGGCGUAUCUGGUUUUGCCAUCAAAGACGUUGUGUGGAUGAUCCUCAAACCUGAUUUUCUGACUGUGGCAGCACUGAUGCCUCUGACUGGCUUCAUCAUGGGAUAUGUCAUGUCCACUUUAUGCAGACAAAGUCCUCAGUGAGUGUUCAUACAUUACACAUAUCUAUGUUUGAGUCAGAAACAGCUCAGGCAAUUGCUUUGUCCCAGUUCAAAGGUCAUUUAUAAACCUGCUGUGAGUUUUUGAAUUACUCACCGCUUUAGAUGGAUCCAAACUAAGUAACUGAACAAAUCAGUUUUUUUUUAAUGUAUUUCUACAUAUAACCAUUUAAUUUUAAUGAGAUGGGUUAAAAGCUUUUUCAGAUUGUAUUUCUUGAAAUACUACUACUAAAAUAUGAUAGAGUUUUGAAUAUUAAUCACAGUGCAAUUUAGAGCAAUAUUUAAGAAGUGUUUUGGUUUAAGACUCAGAACUUUUGAGAAACUUCUACAAAUAAAUUUGAACUCAGACACAGUUUGUGAUAAAAAACGUCCUUCUUAUUAAUGAGUGGAUAAGAGGGAUCCAAAUACUCCCAGUAAUCUUUUUAAAUAAGAUUAUUCAUUACACCUCCUUAUGGAGGGUGGUGACUGUAAUUACAUCCUUUAGCACAGAGUGUAAGCUAUAUGAGAAAGUGAAACCCCCAAACAAAUCCUGCUCCUCAGUCAUUUCUUUCCAGUUGCAUCAAAAUUGUGGCAUGCCAUGAAAAUUGUUACACAGCGAAAUCAGAAAAAAGUGGCCAAAUAUUUGUCUUUUCUAUUCUUUUUAGAUUUAGCCGGACCGUUGCCAUGGAAACAGGGUGUCAAAAUGUCCAGCUGUGCUUUGCCAUCCUAAAGGUGGCCUUUCCCCUGCAGGUCAUCGGGGCUUUUUUUCUUUUCCCUCUGAUAUACUACAUACUCCAGGUCACUGAGGGCCUUCUGCUAACGCUGUGCUUCAGAUGUUACAGAAGAUUCAAACCACCAGCUGAGGGUAAAUGUCACAGCUGCAUGUGUGUUUGUGUAGAGAGGGGCUGGGAGGAGGUGGGAGACAAGCAUGUACACCCUCUCUACACACUCUCUUUUGUUGGUUUUUGAAGUUUUGAUGAAGUCUAAUGUCACUGUUCUUCUUUGUUUUCUUUUUUUUGUGCAGAAAAAACUAUACCCAAAGAAAGUGUGAUUUGACCAAGAGGGGAACUUCAACUGUGAUGGUAUCAUGACAGAUGACCCGGUGCUGGAAGGGCUGAAUCUUGCAGAUGAUGUCGCUGUUCAGAUCCUCAGUGUCUUGAUACCAUCUGUACAUCUCUCACUCAGGCCUGCUGUACCACAGGACAGAUUCAUAAUUAUGUGCAGACUGUGAUACUAAUUAUUGAUUUAUCCUCUUAAAUGGUAAAAAGUACAGCUAGUGUAUAUUUGAGUAGAAAGUUAAUGAUUCUAGAUGAUGUUUUAAAUGUAUAUUUUUGUAUGAGAAUUGUGAGAAUAAAUUCAUUAAUUUUAUAAAGGGAUCAUUUGAGCAAGAUUUAAUGCACAAAUUGAUGGUUUUAUUUAGAAAAAUAAAUCAAACCUAUCAUCUGUCUUUUGAA